UAAAAAAUUAAAAAUAUAACAGAUGAAGAAAUAUUUAAAAAAUUUGCGUUCAAAUGUUUUAAUAAAAAAAAAUUUUUUUUUUUUUUAUUUUAAAAAUGAGUGUCCAGCUGUCAAAUAUUUGUUAUGUUUUUAUAAUUAUUAAUUUUGUGAGUAGAAUUGAAUAUUCAUUGGCGGUCAAUGGAGAUGAUGAUAAUAAUGAAGAAGAUAAUCUGACAAUUUCUAAUAGAAUUGUUGGAGGUCACCCAGAGCUUAUUAAUAAAUUACCAUUUAUGGUUUCAAUGCAAUGGCGACAUGAUUCUGAGCACUAUUGCGGCGGUAGUUAUAUUAAACCUAGAUUUGUGUUAACGGCAGCCCAUUGUCUUUGUCUGAGAAUUUCUCGCGGCCGAUGGACACCUUUCAACCCUUGGCUCUUUGUAGUUGUGGCUGGAAGUACAAAUCUUAAGUACGCUCCCACAUGGCAAAUACAAAAUAUUUAUAGACUGAUACCGCAUCAGCGGUUCAAUUUUCGCACUAUGAUUCAUGAUGUUGGGCUAAUACAGCUAGUUGAGCCUUUUCAUUUAACGAGUUACGUUAAUUUUAUAAAUCUUCCAAGCAGGAGAGAAAAUCAUGAGGAAAGUGAAAUUUGUGCGACUACAGGAUGGGGAGAUACAAAAACUCUUCAUUCGGCAAUUGUAUUGAGGAAAGUAGAAAUACCAUUAAUGAAUAAUGAAGAGUGUGGAAAAUAUCUAGGAGGAGAAAUACCUGAUACACAGAUGUGUGCAGGUAGAAAGGAGGGCGGUGUUGACGCUUGUCAAGGUGACAGCGGUGGCCCACUUAUUUGCAAUAAAACACAAGUGGGUAUCGUAUCUUGGGGAUAUGGUUGUGCUGAACGUCAGUCACCGGGAGUAUAUACACGAGUUGAUCAUUAUUUACAUUGGAUCAAUCGUGCUAUAAUGAGAAAUCAUUCAUCGAUUAUUAUUUUCAAUCAUUACCUUUUUCUCAUUAUUGCCAUCCCCGUUAUACUCAAUUAUUAUUUUAUAUUAUCAUUAAAUAUUUAACACGAAUAAAAACUGGAUAAAUUAUACCUUAAAUAACAUGUAAAAAAUUAUAUUCAUAAUUGUCCUUAAUG
Molecule: messenger RNA, 1108 nt
Organism: Microplitis mediator
Lineage: Eukaryota; Metazoa; Arthropoda; Insecta; Hymenoptera; Braconidae
Product: trypsin-like
Exons: 6
Coding region: 96-1037 (313 amino acids)
Biological process (GO): proteolysis
Molecular function (GO): serine-type endopeptidase activity
Source: RefSeq, a predicted model, not a curated record